Molecule: messenger RNA, 1957 nt
Organism: Cladocopium goreaui
Lineage: Eukaryota; Dinophyceae; Suessiales; Symbiodiniaceae
Source: the annotation of a GenBank genome assembly
UUCUCCGAAGAGAGAGCCUGGUCAUCUUCAGGAAGUCCAAAGAAUAGGUGCCCACCCGGUCAUCUACAAAUCCGAUUUCAUGUCGUACUAUUACUCCGCUCCUGCUUCAAAUGUGGCCGUGUUCAACCUCUUCAAGCAGGAGAUCGAACGCAUCAAACUGGCAGCUUCCGAUCAUGUCACAGUGGAGCUCCAAGUUCCAAGCAAUGGCCGAAUUUCAAGUCCAACCGGUUCAACCGGUUCCGGUGGAUCCGGUGGAUCCUCAGGACCAUAUUAUGAUUUCGUCUCUGCCAGAUUACGGGUGAAAGAUCCAUCUUCAUCCUACACCAAAGCAAUGUUAUUGACAGCGCAUUUUGAUUCAGUUGUCCCAGAAGGUGUCAGCGAAUCGGAAGAUGCUCUUGGUUCGAUGGGUGAAGGAAUGUCUGACGAUGCUGUGGGUUGCGCGGUGGUUCUGGAAACUUUCCGUGUUUUGGCUACUGCUUCUGAGCCUCCACUGGUUGAUGUCAUUUUGUUGUUGACGAAUGGAGAGGAGGUGAAUUAUCUUGGACUCGAUUCCUUUAUGGCUUCAAGUCCAUGGGCUGCUGAUGUGGGCUUCUUUGUCCAGAUGGAUCAGAGUGGUUCGCGAGGUCAUGCACUAGCAGUCUUUGGAGAUAGGGAAUCAGGUGAAAAGGCUGCUGCCUUCGCAUAUCAUGCUGGAGCCGUGCAUCCGCAUACGAGUGUGCUGCUGCGUGAUUUUCAACCUUGGGAAGACAUGAACACGGACGGUUCAAGACUCAGAGCUAGCUAUGGUGUGCCUGGCAUUGGUAUGUACAUGAUGGAAGACCGCUGUCCCUACCAUACAGUCUAUGAUGAUCUCAGCCACAUCAUUCGAGGGAAUUUGCAAGCUCAUGGAAACAACUUUGUUGGAGUCAGCCGUGCUGUGACAAGGAAUGAAGCUAUUUUGGAUAUGUGGGCGAAAAGUGAUUCGGAUCCUUCUGGGGAUGCUUACACUAUUGACUUGCUAUCGUCUUCCAUGUUGCUGCUGACUCCUGCCACCAUGGCAGUCCUCUAUAGCCUUUUAGGCAUUUCUGUCAUUGCAGUGGUUUGUGUUGUGGCAUUCAUGGAGCCACAAGGCCGAACAACAGCAUUGGUAGACUUGAGCUUGCUUGCUUGUGCUCAUGUAGCUUCCAUUGGAGCAGGCUUGGUGGUGACCUUUGUUCUCGCCUUCUGUGUGGGCGCCAAUUUUGGCUACUGGUACCGCCGGGAUGGCAUGGCAGUUUGGCUUUACAUAUUUCCCAGUCUAUGUGUGCAGCUUUCGUUUGGUCGACUUCUGCUUUUUAAACGAUUCUAUGGAGUUUCUGCUGAAUUCAUUCAGUGGCGCUCCAGCACGGCAGCGGUCAUACUUCUCUUACUGCUUACAUUGCUUCUGGCAAUGGCAGGCUUGCACAUGUCCUUGCUCUUCGGUAUGUGUGCGUUGACCCGCCUUGCAGGUUUCUUGCUUCGCAUUGGAAUCGGGUUCAUCGCGCAACGGGCCAAAAAAGAAUCCGUUGCCAACAAACCAGACGCAUGGCCGGCUUGGCUUGGGAUCACCUCAGAGCUUACAUUGGCAUCACUGGGCUCAAUCUACUUGCUCGAUGCAAUGCGUUUUGCUGUGUUGAACUUUACUACGAGUUUGGGCCAAGAGGGAGCAAUACUUCCAGGCGAUUUAACUUUGGCCCUUUACGUUGGACUUUUCGGUUCCUCUGCCAUUUUACAGAGCAGUGGUGUGCAGGUGCUGUCGACCAGAUGCAUUUUUGCUGGACACGUUCUAGUGAUAUCGCUCUUCGCCAGUUUUUGCCUGGUUGUAGCGGCAUUUGUACUUCCUGUAUAUGAUAAAUACCCAUGUGAAGUGCCCGGGGUACUGUGAUCGGGACAAUCGGUGCACAGUUGCAAUGAACGCCAAAGGCGUCAACUUUGGAGUUAUGUCUGUGAGCAAAAGGAA